Messenger RNA from Nymphaea colorata (pocket water lily), 3781 nucleotides. Its product is annotated as ubiquitin carboxyl-terminal hydrolase 9-like. Gene Ontology annotation, biological process: protein deubiquitination. The coding region runs from base 461 to 3298 and encodes 945 amino acids. The record is from RefSeq and is a predicted model, not a curated record. NCBI's taxonomy places the organism in Eukaryota, Viridiplantae, Streptophyta, Magnoliopsida, Nymphaeales, Nymphaeaceae. Gene Ontology annotation, molecular function: cysteine-type deubiquitinase activity. The transcript is spliced from 13 exons.
ACCUUCUUCCCCUCCCCGUCGAUCGAACAGAAGUAGGAAGAAAGAGGCUGUCUGCCUUCUCUCUUCCCCUACACCGUCUUCUGCUCCAUAUAAAAGCUCUUGCCUUGCGCUUUUUUUCGUCCUUUUCCGUGUCUUUCCCGGCAAUAUAGGCUCCCUCCUCUCCUCCUCUCUCAGAUAGUACGUUGUCGGUCAAUCGCUGUCCGCUGCCUCGGCUCCGGUGCAUCGGAUCAAGGAUUCUGCAAAUAUCGAUCGUGUUUUGGUUUCGAUCUCGACAACCGCUCGUCUUUUGGGGGAAUGUUUGUCAUCCUUGAGGUCCUUGGACUCGUUUCCUGAGUCAUGCAUAGUGCGGAGUAGGGGAUUUCGUCGCCGAUUCUUUAUUUAUGCUUUUCUGUUGUUCGCUUCGGAGGUUUUCUGGAGUGAUUAUUGGAGAGGCGAAGGGGAAGGGGGUUCGUGAUCCAGUAUGCCGUUUAUUGAGUCGGAUUGCGCGAUGGCCGGAGAAGUUGAAGGAGAGACCUGCUCGGCGGAGGAUGAGAGGAGGAUAAUUCGUGAAUUGUGGGACUCGGCGGAGUCGAAUUCGAAGGCUGGAGACGUGUAUUACGUCGUUUCGAGCAGGUGGUGGAGGUCUUGGAAGGGUUAUGUAGAGCUAGAAGAGAAGAUCAGUCCUGUCGAUGAGGAUUCCACAGCAGAGGACUACAGUGAGGAAGCAGGCACAAAGGAUAGAUGCAGACCUGGUGUGAUUGAUAAUUCUGAUCUUGUCCGGGAUGAAAAGGAUGGGAGUGUUGGACUGGAGCUUUGUAAUGGUUUGCAGGAAGGCCGUGAUUACGAAUUGGUUCCUGAAGUUGUAUGGAAGCGGCUUGUAGAAUGGUAUGGAGGAGGUCCAGCUUUACCUAGAAUUCUCAUUUCUCCUAACCCUUCUAGGAAGGAGUUAGUUGUGGAGGUUUAUCCAUUGCUUCUUCAUCUGACCGUUGCUCCCAAAGGCACAAGAUCCACCCUUAGCAUGAGCAGAAAGGGCACUGUGAGAGAGCUGUAUAAUAAGGUCUCUGAGAUUCUAAAGUUGGACUUGCGGAAGAUACGUCUUUGGGACUACUUCAACAAAACAAAAAAUGCACUUCUAUCAGACGUAGAUCGAACUCUAGAGGAUUCCAAUCUGCAGAUGGAUCAGGAUAUUCUUGUUGAGGUCCAAACUGAUGGGGUUUGGCCAAGUGAUGGUGUCAAGACUGAUCAUGAAAUGGUGUCAUCCAAUGGCGAGUUGGCUCUAGUGUCAAUAGAGCCUGCAAGAUCAAUUUUUUCAAUUGCAGGUGGACCUACUUUGUGCAAUGGGAAUUCCACAGGGUUUUCUUCAGAUUCCUUGCACAGAAGUAAUUUAGAUAUAGUAGGAAGAGAUCCAGAGAAUGGAUAUGAUCGACUAAGCACUAAUUGUGGUGGGGGUUGUUGUGGGUUGACAGGACUGCAAAAUCUUGGGAACACUUGCUUUAUGAACAGUGCUCUUCAAUGUUUGGUUCAUACACCACCACUCGUACAAUUCUUUCUUGGGGACUACAGCCAGGAGAUAAACAGGCAGAAUCCUUUGGGAAUGGAUGGUGAGAUAGCAUUAGCAUUUGGUGACUUGUUGAGGAAACUAUGGUUGCCAGGUCGAACUCCAGUUCCUCCACGUACAUUCAAAGCAAAACUUGCUCGGUUUGCUCCUCAGUUUAGUGGAUACAAUCAACAUGAUUCUCAAGAACUUCUGGCUUUUCUUUUGGACGGUCUGCAUGAAGAUCUUAAUCGUGUUAAACGGAAGCCUUACAUUGAAACGAAGGAAGCAGAUGGCAGACCUGAUGAAGAAGUUGCAGAGGAGUUCUGGGCAAACCACAAGGCCCGAAAUGACUCUAUAAUUGUGGACAUUUGUCAAGGCCAAUAUAAAUCAACACUUGUGUGCCCAGUUUGCAGCAAGGUUUCUGUCACUUUUGAUCCUUUUAUGUAUCUGUCACUCCCAUUACCUUCAACAGCUACCCGUUCAAUGACAGUUACAGUGUUCUACGGUGAUGGAAGUGGUCUUCCCAUGCCUUUCACCAUAAAUGUGCAAAAACAGGGUUACUGUAAGGAUCUAAUUCAGGAGUUAAGCGUUGCUUGCUGUUUAAGCACUAAAGAGUGUCUAUUGCUUGCAGAGGUUUACAACCAUCGGAUAUAUAGAUAUCUUGACAAUCUUUAUGAGCCAUUAUCGUCUAUUAAAGACGAUGAUUGCAUAGUUGCCUACAGACUGACGUCUAGGCAUGAGAAAUUUUUGAGGCUGGAGUUGCUUCAUCAAAGGAAUGAAAUUCAUUUUGACUUGCAGCGAAGUGGUAACUGGAGACCGUUUGGUACACCACUCAUCACCUGUUUGCCUGAGGCUCCUCGAAAUGUUGCUGACAUUCAAGAUGCAGUCAGGGCGUUACUUGCCCCACUACUUAGGAAGAAAUCCUUGCAUUGUUUGAAUGGGAUGAAAAUGCAUAAGGAUGAGUGUCCAAUUGAUGGGGGAGAUGACACCAUCAUGGAGAACUGUGACACUGUUGCUGGACAUGAUGACCAGACUCCAUCUGAUUCUGGAUCAAGCAACGAGGAGCUAUCAUUUGACCUAUUGCUUACAGAUGACAGAAGUUCCAUGAGACCUCUCGAUGAUGAUGCAUUGAAGUUUUUGAAUCGAUCCAGUAGGAUACAAAUCACAAUGCAUUGGUCCAAUGAAAACAAGGAAGUCUAUGACACCAGUUUCCUUGAGAAUUUGCCUGACGUUUUUAAAUCAGGGUUUGUCAUGAAGAAAAUACGGCAGGAAGCGGUCAACUUGUUUUCAUGCUUAGAUGCAUUCUUGAAAGAGGAACCUCUUGGUCCUGAUGAUAUGUGGUAUUGUCCUCGAUGUAAGGAACAUAGGCAAGCAACAAAGAAGUUGGACUUGUGGAGAUUGCCAGAUAUUCUCGUUGUCCACUUGAAACGUUUUUCUUACAGCCGGUAUUUCAAGAACAAACUUGAUACCCUUGUCAACUUCCCUAUUUGCAACUUGGAUUUGACGAAGUAUGUGAAGCGGAAGGGUGCGCCUGAAUCUUACGUAUAUGAUCUCUAUGCAAUUAGUAACCAUUAUGGUGGCAUGGGUGGUGGUCACUAUACUGCAUAUGUGAAGCUCCAUGAAGAGAACAGAUGGUACAGCUUUGAUGACAGCCAUGUUUCUCCAGUUAGCAAGGACGACAUUAAGACUUCAGCUGCUUAUGUCUUGUUCUAUCAGCGAAGGGUGGAACCAGCUGCUGGGGAAAGUAGAGAACUUUUCCCCUUGAAUGGUCAACGCUGUUGAGGUCUUGCUUAAAGCACAUUUGAGUAAAAUAGUGCUGCUCUUGUCUUGCAUAUCGGGAGAUGGACAGCCCUCUGUAACAUUGAUUGCUCCUGUGGUUAACGCGGCUUUCCUGCAGGCAAAGAUUAUGAGCCUUCCUCGCCCAGAAAUAUUGGAACUAAAGUAAUACAAGGAAAUGGAAGGUUUGGACGCAAGGGGAUGCCUUGGCACCGGGAGAGGGGCCUCGUCUAUAAUUUUGAGUCUUGAUGAGGCUAAGUUACUGCUUGCGGUUGAAUAGGAGUAGUAGUAUCAUAAUGUUGGGUAUCAUUAUUUGGACGUUUCUUUUCCUGUAGGAGAAUUGGGGAAAUUAGGCAAUUUGUUUGACAUUAUCAUAUGGGUAAUUCUUUUUGGGGCCUUUGAUUUAAUGAGGUGGACAUAUACCCGGCUCUUGCAGUCGCGUUAUUCAUCAUGCGGGUUUUAAGAAAGAAAUAAAGGUCUUCGUUUUAA